Messenger RNA from Talaromyces rugulosus, 4143 nucleotides. RefSeq lists its product as uncharacterized. The transcript is spliced from 2 exons. Gene Ontology annotation, molecular function: histone binding. Bases 1 to 4143 code for a protein of 1380 amino acids. NCBI's taxonomy places the organism in Eukaryota, Fungi, Ascomycota, Eurotiomycetes, Eurotiales, Trichocomaceae. Gene Ontology annotation, biological process: DNA damage checkpoint signaling; positive regulation of transcription by RNA polymerase II. Gene Ontology annotation, cellular component: nucleus. The record is from RefSeq and is a predicted model, not a curated record.
AUGGAUUCUCAGACCGACAGCCUCGACAUACCAAAGCUGAAACGUUUCGCGCUAGGCCUUCCUGAAACUGAUGUGUCGCAAGCAUUUCUCAGCGAACCUGAUUCUCAAUCUUCCUCUCUCAUACCCGAACAACAGCAGGAUAUCGGCAAAGAAUCCGCUAUUCACCAAGCCGCAUCUCAUUCUGCUUCCUCGGCAUCUCUUCUGGCUGUCCAUGUUUUCUCGGCCUCGAACCAGGAUGCGCAUGUGGCCAGCCAGAACGACCGACUACAGCCGUUUUUGAACAACCUCUCCUCCUCGAACCGUUCCAAAAUGAGUUCCGGUGACGCCGGCCCCGGCGAUACCCAGCCGAUAUCUCAGACUGUCUUCGAUAGUAUCAUGUCGCGGAGCAAAUUACUCUCAGCCUCCCAGGAGGGUAGCCAUGUCGACAUAGAUAUGCGUGACGCCGAUGAAGGAACAUUACACAUGACUUUCAAGGAGGGCGAUCCUGGUCACACCGAUUUGCUUGCCGGGUUUGGCGACAGCAAUCCAAGUGAACCCCACGACAACUCAGACAAUGACCUAUCGAGUUCGAAACCUGAUGAUUCGUCCCCAGUCUACACCUUUCGCAACUCGCAGCAAUUCAUGACGACUCCGCUCACGGUGGAAAAACUACAAAAUGGGCGGGGUUUGGCCUCGGCGACUCCGCGCCUUCCACGCAAUCCACUCGCUACCGACCUGAGCUCAAGUGGAGGAAUGAUGGCUCUCAGUCAGGUCUUCAGGGCCACGCAGGCUCCUUCCUCGCCGUUUGUGAAUGGUCUGCCGUCUGGUCCGCUAUCUGAUCGUCCUUCUCCAAACAUUCCCAUCCAAUCUCGCCCCAUGCACAAGUUUACUUCAUCGCCUUUACGCACACCACGAUCAAAUCUGCACCGCACUCAUACCGAUCCUCAUAGCUAUGUCUCAAUGGACGAGUCCCAGAAGCAGCGUAACAAUAUCAUUGAGGAAAGACGAACAAGAUCUGUGGAAAAUAUGGGCUCGGAAGACCAGAGCGAUGAUGAGUUCGACAAGGAAUCGAGCUUCGUUCGACGAUUGAGGCUACAGAAGAAAAUAGACGAAGAAACCCAUGCUCGCCUCGCAGCUGUUAGUCGAGAUACCCCUCGCAAGGUCGUGCCCGACUCAUCAAUCAACUGGGCUAAAACUGCCAGUCAGGAACUAGCCUCGCUGGUUGAAGGUGAUACCCAACCAUUAGGUUCCAAUGAAGGCAUUAGUGAGGAGGAAACCGAGCAAGAGGACAAUGCUGUGGCACCUAAUAGUCAAAACAGACAGCCUAUAUCCUCUUCAGAAGAAGAUAAAGAAAACUUCAUAGAUCCUGUUGACGAUAUGGAUACAACCAUUUCCGCUCAUGAUCGCCUAUCACAAGCUUUACACCUUAACAGGAGCCCUUCCCCGGUACAGUCAUUACCAGCGGAAAAAGAAACUUUGGCAACGGAGCACAGUCUUGCCGCAUCAGAGCAAAUAAUCAACGUUCGAGAUUCUCAACCAUCGCCGAGCCAAGGGGGGCCAAAGAUUCAGCAAAAUGCGCACCCGCCGUCCGAACACGAAUUUGACGAAGUCCAUUCAUCACCAGAUGAUUUACAACCACCAGCGAAGCGACCUCGUUUUCAACAAGAGACAGACCAAGAGUCGGUCAAACAGUUAUCCCAGAGGCGUUCAAACUCACCUUUGUCCAUUCACUCGACCGCUCGAUCUUCUCAGCGUAACUCAAACUCAAGCGCUCCUAUUCCCUCAGCCAACACUGUUAAUACAAUCGAAAAGCCUUCUUCCAUGCCAUCGCUUGUCGCCAACACGCCAAUCAACAAGGUUGACAACAACACUAUUCCUGAGACUAGCAUUCCUGAAUCAAGUCUCCACAGCUCCAGGCAGGAAGUUCAACCUGCGGAAGCAAAAAAUAAAUUCUCACCAAUUCCAGAAGCAGAGCAAGAAGACGACGAUCUUCCAACGCCUCAUCAUCGACGGAACUGGGACAAUUUCAUGACUGGUCCAUCACCCAGCGGAACUCCAACUGCCUUGAGGAAUGCUGCACCGCGACAGAAGAAACUUUUUGUUAGUUCCAGUCCAAUGGGAGGGAAGAUCAAGAGUUUAUCCGAAAUUUCCGCUGAGCAUUCACCACAACCUUCCCCUGGUGGCGAGCUAAAUUUCGAAAUCCUGAACGCGGGCGACAAGGAAUUCUCCGAUAUUGUUGACGCAUUCGAUCAUCAGACGCCGACUAAGAAACGUCGGAAAACUGCUGGAACAACUCCGUUGCGAUCCGAAUUAUCUCAUUCAACGACGCCGAAACCUGAUGUUACCAAGGCCGUAAACCAGCCAGUUCACUACGAACAGCCCAGUGUUCCAGAAAGUCCAGAGCCAUUACAUAGACCUACAGUUGUUCGGCGUAAGCGAGGAAGGCCACGACGAACUGAAAAUAUAUGGGACAUUGAGGAAACGCCUCCUUCUACAGCGCCUAAACCACCCAAACAACAUUCAAGCGAAAAGAAACCUUCCACGACCAAACUACCAUUCACAGUUUCCGUAACAAUUCCAAUAAAAAGUCAGAGCUCCCAGAAUUCUUUCACUUCGGAAAAGUCAGCUCCUGGGCGGAUUGAGCGUCAGAGCCGAGAAACAUCUGCAGCCACUACAUCACGCCCACCCACAGAAUAUGAGGCUGCAACACCCAAAGCUCACACACCACUACCAGAGGAAAGGAUAAUAGCUCCAAAUCAAGUAUUGGCUGCUUGGAAUGGCAUGAAGCGUGCCUAUUAUCCAGGCAGAUUUGUUGGCGCGGGCGGACACAAAGGCUGUAUUGUGAAGUUCACGGACAGUAGUCCAGCCGAUGUUGCUCUUGGCUCUAUCAAGAAACUACAGUUGCAAGUUGGAGACUCGGUAAAGGUUGAUUUGCCUGGGGUUCCAAAGAUCAUACACGUUAUCCAAGGCUUCUCAGGCCAACUCAGCGUCGAUGAGCUCACCACCGCGGAUAAGCAUGGAUCUCUCCCAGUAACCGACAUUUACGGAAGAUCGACUCUCAUACUUGCUGCAAAGAAUCGAAAAAGUCCCCGUCGGGGCGGUCGCAUGGAAUCCGACCAGACGGUAGAGGUCCCAAUGCACAGCAUUUAUUUAGAUAUGAACCUUUGGAAUCAACUCAAAGGGCGUGCAUUUACGCUCGUCAAGACAGAAUCGAUUCCCAACAAAAUACAGACACCAACAAGGGGUAUUCCAACACCAAUGUCUCCGGGCUCUAAACUCUCUCGCAAUAAUCUUCUUAUACAGACAGGGCUCUUCGCCGGAAUGGUAUUUGCCGUUUCCUUUGGGAAUCAAGAUGUGGCUAAAGAUAAAAUAACCAAGCUGAUCUCGGAGAACGGUGGCCACAUCUUGCGAGACGGGUUUGAAGAACUCUUUGACUUCCCUUCUAGUGUGCCACAUGCGCGGGAUCAAUGUACCGACGAAGUACAAUUUGGGCUUGCUUCUGGCUGCGAACAAAUUGGGUUUGCUUGCCUGGUGGCUGACAAACACUCUCGCCGCGCCAAAUAUAUGCAAGCAUUAGCACUCAAUGUGCCCUGCCUGUCUGGGAGAUGGGUUGAAGAUUGCGUCCGCGAAAACCAAAUCUUAGACUGGGCAUGUUACUUGCUGCCGGCUGGGGAAUCCAAGUUCCUUGAUGGUGCCACCAAAUCAAGGAUCCUUACGCCAACACCUGCAGAACAAGCCAAAUUCUCUAAAACCCUGGUUGGACGCCCAAAGAUCCUGGAAGGACAAACUGUGCUCCUGGUCAUGGGGGGUGGAAAGGCGGCAGAUAGACGCAAAGCCUAUCUUUUUCUUACAUAUGCUCUGGGGGCUGCCCGUGUUGAACGAGUCUUUGAUCUGAAAUCUGCCAAAGCCACUCUUGACGCACAGGCAAAGGAUGAUGGAGGAUGGGACUGGCUUUAUGUUGACGACGGCGAAGAAGCUGCAGCCACAAAGAUGAUUUUGGGCAGAGCCCAAGGAGGCUCUGGCCUCGGCAAGAAGAGGAAACGAUCUUUGCUAUUCAAUGAAUCUAACAACGACAAACUGGAGAAAGAUGCCAAGAAUGUGCGGAUUGUGAGCAAUGACUUUGUCUGUCAGAGCUUGAUAUUAGGAAAGAUUUACGAGCCUUGA